AUGGGUCAAUUUGGCCAACUAGUAUGGAGAGGUUUCCCAUGUGCUCUGACAAUUGGUUCUCUCAUCUGCCUUGUCGUUGUUGGCAUCGGCUGCACUCGAGCUCACAAGGCAGAGGAUUUCUACUUUUUGCGUAUUGAACUGCAAAAUCUCACGGCAACCCCCCGGUCCAUGAUCGACACCACCCUUAAGCAUUUUGAUAUCACCCAUUCAGACAAGUUCAUCCAAGCCCUCGACGAGGUCAACAGCACAACCACGUUGAAUGAUUUCUUUUCGAUUGGACUUUGGAGCUACUGUACCGGCAACAUAACAGACAAUGGAACGUACAACACCACCUACUGCUCCAGACCUCGAGGCGGAUUCUGGUUCAACCCAAUCGACACCUGGGGCCUCAAUGGCACCAACACCAACGAUUUUCUCCCUGGCAAACUCAAAAAGUCGCUAGACAUGUAUCGCAAUGCGUCGCUGUGGAUGGCCAUCAUCUAUCUAAUUGCUGUGAUAGCCACCGUCUUGGAGAUCAUGACCGGUCUCAUCGCCGUUGGAGGCAAUCGCCUGGGCAGCUGCUUCGCAUGGCUCCUCGCCGGGGUCUCUCUCCUCUUCACCACGGCCAUGGCUAUCGCUUCCACUGCCAUCUUCGCCACCCUCGUCACCACAAUCCGUAUAGUAUUGAAACCGUACGGCAUCACUGGACACAUGGGUCGACAUAUGUACGCCGCCACGUGGCUCGCGGUGGUGCUAUCAUUGCUGACCAGUGCGUUGUGGUUGCUGGACUGUUGCUGUUGUUCCAGGCAUCGCACCACACCUCGGCCGAUUACGGCAGAUCACCAGCAGUCGUACCGCUAUCGCUCAGUACCAUUGAAGGGUGUGACUGCUCCGCAGGAUACCUCCUAUCCACCUCCCAUGGUCCUUGCGUCGCCGCCCAGCUUGCAGGGAUCAUAUCAGUAUCCCAUGCAUCAGAUUCCCACUCCGAGUUCACCGGUAGGCGCAUACGAGCCAUACAAGCAUGUCUGA
Aspergillus pseudotamarii is the source of this 1008-nucleotide messenger RNA. RefSeq names its product SUR7/PalI family protein. Bases 1 to 1008 code for a protein of 335 amino acids. The record is from RefSeq and is a predicted model, not a curated record. Gene Ontology annotation, biological process: fungal-type cell wall organization. The transcript has 2 exons. Lineage: Eukaryota; Fungi; Ascomycota; Eurotiomycetes; Eurotiales; Aspergillaceae. Gene Ontology annotation, cellular component: plasma membrane; cell cortex of cell tip.